AUGGCAUCUGCAGAUCCAAAUAUGUUUGCGCUGCUUCGUGAAGAUGUGAAGUGCGCCAUCUGUCUAGAACAGCUCACAAAGCCACGUUUGCUCAUAUGUGUUCACAGUUUCUGUGAGAAGUGCCUGGAGACAUAUUAUAAAGAAAAACAGUCUAGCGUUGGAAAGAUCGCAUGUCCGAUAUGUGACGAAGAGACCAUUCUAAGCGACGCGGGAAUAUUAGGCCUUAGGCAUGACUUUCGCGCCAUGACACUGAUGAAACGACUGGAGAAAGAGAAGCCAAAGCAACAGCAGAAGACGGAGAGAGUGAUUAACAAACUUUGUGAGGUUUGCGGUAACAUUGAUUCAGAUUCGGCAUCACCCUUCUUCAACUGCACCGAGUGCAAGAUAGCUUUAUGCAUGGCAUGUAGUAAGAAGCAUCACCACCCCUGUAGUGCAGACACCUCAAGCAGAACCAAUGUCGCCGAGAUGAAUCUGGAGAAGGAUGAUGAUGCAAAUGGGACGAUCCUUUGUGAGAAACAUGGAGGGAAGAAGAAAGAGUUGUUUUGUACAUUUUGUCUCUUUCCGGUCUGUCAGGUGUGUUCUAUCUAUGACCAUCGUCUUCAGGAAAACCAUAAGUGUGUCAAGGUUGAAGAUUUUGUCCCGAUGAUGCGAGAGGAAAUACAAUCACGAAUGUCAAGACUGGAUCAAGUGGGCGAACAAUGUGCGGCCAUUAUUUCCAUGAUUGAGGAAGCCGAGAACCUGACCAAGAAACAGAAAGAUGUCCUUGAUAAGCAGAUUGAAGACUAUAUUGAUGAAUACACCCAUUGUGUGAAAACGGAUCUGAAAGUUAAGAAUGAAAAAUUCUUCGAAUUACGGAAUCAAACACUGAAUCAAUGGCAGAAGAUAAUAGAAGAUCGUACAAAAAUCAUAGAGACAAUUCAGUUGAAGGUGUAUGAGACGCUAGAUCAGAAUGAGAACCACAGUCUAAUUGCUAUCUUAUAUAACGGUCUUCUGAAAUCCCUUGACAGCCUUCUCUCGAAAGCGCCAGAGAAAUAUAUUCGCAAAACGAUCAAGAAAGUCAUGGACGAAAGACAGCUUCAUUUCAGAUUGACGGACAACGAGUCUGUAAUUGAAGCUAAUUUGUUCACCAACCGUACGGUACAUGAGAGAAAGAGCAUCGACAUAGUGUUGCCGGAGCAGCCUUAUUGCAAUGACCUGAAGGCCGUGACAUUUACUCGUGAUGGGAGAGUAGCUAUUUUAAAAGUAGUAAACCAAUCUGAAAUUUAUUACCCUAUUGACAUAAUACAAACUACAGCUUCCUCAAAAGUGGCUACUAAAUUUGGCAUAGAGACAAUAACCGAGGACGCCACUACGUCUGUAUCGGCUUUUGCAUCGCUCUCAGACCUGAGGUUCGUGUUGGAUAAAUAUGAAGACUGUCGUAAAGUCCAUGGAGAUGUAUUCCAUGUCAGGGAAUUACCUGGACGCAUAUCGGACAUGGCUACGGACCUCAAAGAUAACAUUUACUGCAGUGUUCCAAGCUGCAAAAAGAUAUAUGUCGUACGUAGUGAUGGGCCCCAAACCAAGUCGAUCCCAACAGGCAACCUUGCGCCAAAACGCAUUGCAAUUUGUCCACGGAGUCCGAACCAGAUCAUAUUCACCCACGGCUCAACUAAGGUCUCAGUCGUUGACUGGAGUGGAAAGCUUCUGAAGACCAUCACCCGUCCUGAAUGGAAAGAAGUUGCCAUCGGAUGCGACAACAACAAUAUACUCUAUGUCCUCUGGAAGAACGAGGCAAAGUUGAUAACUUUGCAAAGGUUCUAUUUGAAUGGAGACCCACUGGAUACCCUCUUGCAAGGAGAAGCGCAUAGUUGUUCCAGGCUUCUCUUAGCGGUAUCACCCAGUGGAACUGCAGCUGUUGUCACCGGCGCGGGCAGUAACUGCAAGGUGACGCUGAUUUCGACUAUGCGAGAAUUCACAGGCGACGAAAGCUCCUUGCCUAAAUAA
Messenger RNA from Strongylocentrotus purpuratus (purple sea urchin), 1983 nucleotides. RefSeq lists its product as uncharacterized. Gene Ontology annotation, molecular function: zinc ion binding; ubiquitin-protein transferase activity. Gene Ontology annotation, cellular component: chromatin; nucleoplasm. The transcript has a single exon. Bases 1 to 1983 code for a protein of 660 amino acids. Gene Ontology annotation, biological process: positive regulation of DNA-templated transcription. The record is from RefSeq and is a predicted model, not a curated record. Lineage: Eukaryota; Metazoa; Echinodermata; Echinoidea; Camarodonta; Strongylocentrotidae.